Messenger RNA from Daktulosphaira vitifoliae (grape phylloxera), 2154 nucleotides. Its product is annotated as SET and MYND domain-containing protein 4-like. NCBI's taxonomy places the organism in Eukaryota, Metazoa, Arthropoda, Insecta, Hemiptera, Phylloxeridae. Gene Ontology annotation, molecular function: protein binding. The coding region runs from base 235 to 2118 and encodes 627 amino acids. The transcript is spliced from 5 exons. The record is from RefSeq and is a predicted model, not a curated record.
UUAAACCAUUGUUCAAGUCCUUAUUAUGUUGGUAUCAUUGACAACUGGAUACUUAAAUAGUAUCCGAUGCAACUGCAUAAAUCAUUUAAUGUCCAAAAAAUAUAUUUAAUAUUUAACAUAUUUAAUAACGUGUUAUUGAAGAUUUUAUAGCGAUUGAUUCUUUCGAAAAUUUAACUUUUGUUAUAGUUUUAUUUUAUAUGUUAAAUAUAGUACAUUUGAAAUCGUGUGUGUAAUAUGAAUUCAUAUAAUGAUUUUUUUUAUUACUCGGAUAUAUUAGUAGAUGAGAAUUUACUAGGCGAUGUUUAUGUAGGAUUUAGUAAUGCUGAAAAUGACGAAGAAAAAUUUAUGUAUACACUGGAUAUCAUGAAACGAAAUGGAAUGUUUCCCUCUAAACUAGAAAGUUGUAAACAUCGGCUAUCUGACAGUAAUAUUAUUAAUGCACAAGAUAAUCGCGGUUUGGGCAAUGAGCUAUUUAGAUUAAAAGAAUAUUUAAAAUCUUUAAAUUGUUAUACAAAGAGUAUUAUAUUAUCUAAAAAUAAUACUGAAUGUUAUUCUUUUGCUCUAGCUAAUAGAUCUGCUGCUCUCUUUCAUCUUAAAGAAUACCAAUUGUGUUUAAAUGACAUACAUCGAGCUUUACAGUUUAAUUAUCCAACAAAACUAUUUUAUAAAUUAUAUGAGAGAGCUGGUAAUGCUGAACGCUUAUUAGGAAAUAGUGAAAGAGCUAAAAAUAACUAUAAAAAGUGCCUCAAAUUUUUGGAUAAAGCUUCUAUUUCUAAUGAUAUAAAAACAAAAAUAAAAAAAUGCAUUGAAGACAAUUUAGAAAAAUGUGAUGGCCUCAUUGAACAUCAACAUGUUAUUAAUGAACAAAGGACCAAAGAAGAAAUAGUUGGUGGAAAACAUGAUAGUAUUUCUUCAUUAUCGAAGUUUAUAGAAUUGAGAUAUUCAGAUGAUUUUGGUCAAGGAUUGUAUGCUACUUGUAAUAUUAAUCCUGGUGACAUUGUAGCAAUUGAUAAACCUUAUAUAUGUGGAUUUUCUAUGGAUUCUACAUUUAUUUGUUGUUAUAAUAAUUGUAUGAAAAAAUGUUUAGCUGCCAUACCAUGUGCAAAAUGCUCUUUGGCAAUUUAUUGUGAUGAUGAAUGUAUGCAAAAGAGUCAUGAAGAAGAUCAUUUCUUAGAGUGUCCAAUUUUAUAUUAUAUUAAUAAGUUACCUGGGAUUCCAUUAAUUAAUCGGCUAACUGUAAAAUGGUUUACUAAAGAAAUAAUCAAAUUUGGCAUAGAUAAUUAUUGCAAUAAAGUGCGUUCAUUAAAUACUUUUUCAGUAAAUUUAUUAACCAAAGAAUUUGAUAGAAAUGGUUUUUUCAAUUCAAACGAUUUUUGUACAGCUUAUUCAAUGGCAAUAAAUGAUGAUAAAAUAUCUUUAGAUGUCAAAUUUUUCUUCAAUUGUAUAGCUGUUGAAAUACUUAAUUAUAUGUCUUUAGGAGGCUUUGAAAUUUAUGACCAUCACAAAGCUACUGUUGGAGCUUCAUUGGUACAUAUGCUCUGUGUUUUAGAUUUAAACUGUUUCAAAUCACGUAAUUUCAUAAUUCCCUUAUCACCUAAAGAUAGCCUAUUUAAACCUCUUAUGACUGGAACAUUAGAUCCAACUUUUGGAUUAUUCAAUCAUUCCUGUGAUCCUAACAUAUUACUAUGUAAUGGAUAUGAAAACAAAAACAUUGUAUACAAAGCUAUACAACCUAUACCUAAAGGGAAACAAUUAUUUGUUUCUUAUGGAAUUCAUUUUACUACAAAUAAAAAAGAUUAUAGAAAGAAAAUUCUGAAAGAACAAUAUAAAUUUAUUUGCAAGUGUCAACCGUGUGAAGAAAAUUGGCCAAUAGCUCGAUUUACACCCAAUAGAAUUUCAUCAUUAAAUAUUCUUAAUUCAAGUUGUGUUAACGCAAUAACAGACGAAUGUAUCAAAUUUGCAAAAUUUAAAGAAUUUAUCAAGCCUGAAGAUUACAAAUUUCACUUACAAUAUCUUCAAAAUUUUUUAAAAUUAUUGUAUGAAAAUGUUAAGAGGCCUUUUUCUUUGUAUGAAGAAUGUGUUGAAAUGAUAUUGCAGGUUCAUAGAAAUCUAGCUUAGAAUGAAGUAAUCACAUUAAUAAUUAUAAUGAUUUAA